Clupea harengus (Atlantic herring) is the source of this 4340-nucleotide messenger RNA. It is a transcript of the gene trim35-13, whose product is annotated as tripartite motif containing 35-13. Lineage: Eukaryota; Metazoa; Chordata; Actinopteri; Clupeiformes; Clupeidae. Gene Ontology annotation, molecular function: zinc ion binding; protein binding. The record is from RefSeq and is a predicted model, not a curated record.
UCUGCCUAUAUCACUUGAAACUGUGAAAUUGUCAGGGUCAUCACUAACCGCCGCCGGGUAACCUGUGCACGUCCCUGAAUCUAGCACUUUGAAAUUCAAUUGUCAGUUUAAUGACCACUUUGUUCUCAUUCGAUUAGAACAACUGUGAGAGAGAUAAAUGUCAUGCAGCAAGACCCGACAAGCACAUGUGUAAUCAAAUCUGGGAUAUCACAGCCUAAUUUAGACACGGGACAUGAGCCUACUCUGGGAGAGUAAAAGCCAAAACCUCUGUUGAUAGAGGUGUUUGUUAAUGUAAAAGUUAAAUUGUAUUUAAUAUAAUGUUAAUGUUUAAUGUUGAUGUCCUGUCUUAAGGAGAAGGAGAAAAGUCAGGCCUUGGCAAAGGGUGGGGGAGGGGUGAGGGCUCUACAUGCCAGAAACUGAUUCAGGUGAAACAGAGAAGGAUGUACAACAGAAAAGCAGAGUAUCAAGUGUCAAGAUGUAUUCUCAGGCCCAGGAGUAUGUUGAUGAGGGCUCUGACAAUCCCAGAUACAACUAAAGGAAGAUACCAUAUUUAAGGAGUAAAAUACAGAACGAAUACAGAGAAUACAGACCACUCCAGAGAAAAACAAUGGGACAUGUUUUUGGUGAAAUCCUGUGAGUCCCCCCUCCCCCCACACACACACACACACAUACACCCUCCUGCUUGCAAAUAGCAUAAAUAGCAGACUGCUAGCAAAUAGCAUCGUCCAUUUGUGGCUCAACGUCAGUGCUCUGUGAUAUACCUGUAGUAACCUAUAGUCACCUUUAUGGAAAUGGCACCACGAAAGGAAAUUAUCACAAGAUGGUGGCUAAAAGGAUGUGUUGAGAGUUAUUAAGAAAACUAUAGUUAUAUGUAUUUGUAGUUCCUAGUUGAGGGAGUGAGACGAUCCUUGUCUAAAUUAGGAUGUUCAGGUGUCCCACUUUGAGUGGUAGUGCACAGCAUUUUGACCCUUUGUCCCACAUCCUGCAUACUGAGAUAAUGUCUUGCAUUUUCAUUGGUCAUUUGGUUUUUAAUUGUUAGCAAUAGGAACACGUGGAUGCGUUAUUUUACCCACCUGGCACAUGAACCGUUGCGGCAUACUUGCUACUCUAUUUAAUGGCAUCAAAAGCAGCAACCAGGGACACAUUCAGCCCCAAUAAAAGGUAACAAAGCGUCUCUUUAAACUGAAGCGGUGGUGCAUUGAGCACACUGUGUUGCCCAAGCUUUGCAACUAUGGCAGCUGAGAAGGCAAUUAUUUCUACAGCACUGUGCUCAUCAUAUCUUUCAUAUAGCAAAAGCUGUAGCCUCUGUCUUAACUGGUGUGCUGUGGUAUUAACUAGAGGACAAAGUAAAGGUGUUUAUGAGCCGAGUAGCAGACUACAAAUGUUUCUUAUUCAGUUAGCUAGACAUUAUAUCAAAGAUUUACGUGACCUUUUAGCAUUGGUAACAUGUCCCACACAAACUUAAUACUCAUCUGGUCACCCUAGUCUUAAUACCUCCAAUAUACUGUAUCCUAAAUUUGACUGCGAUCUCAUCAGUAUCUCUUACUGGGAUGUUAACAGAAUUACAAUUGUUGAAUCCCUUUGUUUGUACCCAAGCUUUUGCAAAACAUUGUAUGUAAAAUGGCACUCACACAACAUAACUAUUCUAUAAUACCCUUGAUCUCCGCAAAGGCAGUGUUUAAGCAUGAAGCUUAUGGCCAUGUGGGUUUCUUGGAGGUGCAAAUGUGGUGACACAUGCCUACAAGUCCUUUCGUGCGUAAGAGGGUGGAGAGGAGAAGUAGGGUGGAGCAACUGAAGUAUCCUCGUCUGACCUCCAGAGGGCUAGCUCAAAACACUCAGGAGAAAUGGCUUCCAGAAACUCUCGGCUCGAGGAUGAUUUGUCCUGCCCCAUCUGCGCACAGAUCUUCCGGCAGCCCGUGGUCCUGUUAUGCAGGCACCGCUUCUGUAAACUCUGCCUGGAGGGCUUUUGGGAUGGGUCCAAGGACAAUUGCAGUUGCCCCUUGUGUUGCCUUCCUUCCUCAAUGGACCAGCUGGUGGUGAACACCAUGCUGGAGAGGACCUGCGAGGCUUACAUCCUGGAGCGCAAGAAGAGUGAUCCUAUGGCAUGCCAAGAGCACGGCAGUACGUUAACCCUUUUUUGCUUGGAGGAACUGCUGCCUGCUUGUGAGGUCUGCAAGUCGUCUCCCCGGCACAUAGGUCACAGGUUGUACUCCUUAGGUGAAGCUGCGUAUGACUGUAAGGAGGAGCUCAAGACUGCCCUUAUACCACUUAAAGAAAAACUCAAGCUUUACAAGAAAGCUAAAGUGACUGCUGAUCAAGUGACAGAGCAUAUAAAGGCUCAAGCUGAGCAUACAGAGAGCCAAAUUAGGGAAGAGUUUGAAUCGCUUUACAACUUCCUGCGGGAGGAAGAAGCCGAAAGGAUUAAGCUUCUGAAAGAAGAGGAGAAAAUGAAGACCCAGAUAAUAAAUGAUCGGAUUACAGACAUAACCGAUGAACUGGCUUCCCUCGCAAACACAGUCAGAACAGCCGAGCAGGAGAUGAGAUCCAAAGAUAUACCAUUUUUAAAGAAUUAUAAGGACACCAUCAAAAGAACCUGGCGUAAACCUUUGGACCCAGACAUGCUCUCGGGAAGUCUGAUUGAUGUCGCAAAGCACUUAGGCUCUCUGAAGUUUAAAGUCUGGGAGAAAAUGAAGGGCAUUGUUAAAUUCACUCCCGUAACCCUGGACCCCAACACAGCAGCCAGCUGUUUCCUUCUGUCCAAAGAUCUGAACACGGUGCAAUGCCUGACUCAGACCUUCAAGCUCCCCAACAACCCAGAGCGCUUCGACGUCAGCGCUGAGUUGCUGGGCUCGGAAGGCUACUGCUCGGGCCGACACACCUGGGAUGUGCAGGUCAGGGACAACACCUACUGGGUGGUCGGGGUGGCCAGCGAGUCCAUCAACCGGAAGGGCAAGCACGUGCUGACGCCCGCAGAAGGCUUCUGGACCAUUCGCUUUCGCAACGGCGAGUACAAGGCUUGCUCGGCGCCCUGGUCGUCCCUGACGAUGACCCAGGAUCCGCUGGUCGUCAGGGUGGUGCUGGACAUGGAUAGGUCCAAGGUGACGUUCUAUGAUCCUCGGGAGAGGACGCCCCUUUAUGCUUUCACCAACAUCGUCAGCCCGAGAUUCUUCCCUUACUUCUGCACAGCGUGCAAGGAACACCCGCUGAAGGUCAUGCCCGUGAGACUGUCUGUGACGGUGGACCGCUAAGGGUCAUGCCCGCGAGACUGUCUGUGACGGUGGACCGCUAAGGGUCAUGCCUGUGAGACUGUCUGUGACGGUGGACGGCUAGACGUCGUCCACAGAAUAUUUGACUGUUGUUCACACGCAACUUCUUUUGUUCAUUUAGUCAAGUCACUUUCAUUUAUAAAGCGCAUUUAAAAGCAGCAGGAAUUAAGUACUUUCCAGUCGAGGCAAAUUGACAAAACAUGAAGACAUGAAUAAAAAGAACAAUAUCCUAGGCAAUGCACUAAAUAUGCGAAGUUCAUACAACUCAGCUGUUAAAAAUCUAAUUUAUGGAACUUGUUCCACAUGACAUGACCUACUAAAACUCAUACCUAAUGCUCAAAAAAUGGUAAAUUAUGAGUUCCUAGCAACAUUAUUAGAUAGUUGGAGAUUCAGUAUCAUUCAUGUUCAUAUAUGCCACAACUCCAACUUUAUUCUCAUUCCCUGGCGAAAUUGUGAAAGUUCAAUAUUUAUAAUUUCAGUCUAUUAAGGUUUUACUGCAUGCAUGCAUUCAUCAGGAGAUAAACCUUGUUUUGUUUUUCAAAUACAAUUGUAUGCAGAAUCACAGAGUACUGUUCAGUACAGGCUAUUUUUAUUUGUCAGUGUGUUUAGUUUUGUGGUAUAUAUUUUUUGGGCUUGACUUGGUUUUUAUUAACACAAAAGCUCAAGAACAUUUGUGCUGAUUUGUUUGUCAGGUGUGUGUUGUUAGUGAUUUCAUUCACAGUUAGAGUUCUUCUUUUAUGCAAUCUUAAAUCCUCAGUUGUUGAUUCUCAGUACUUUAACAAUCUCACUGCCAAAAUCAACCCAGUCACUGGUCCUAUAGGCUCUUCACACUGUGAGGUCAUUUCAAGUGUCAAGUUCAUUUCAAGCCUGUGUGCUAGUAGUAAUAAAACUAAAUAUAAAAAUCACACAAAAGUCCAGGACUGUUUGACCCAAAGGAAUACACUGAAUAAGUGUCUUGAUGAAAAAAGAUUAUGAUGAAACGGACAGUCUUUUGUCUUUUUGAUGUAUCUUCCAGCUGACAUGAAGUUAACAUAACUCGUUAUGGCACUGUGUGGUCGUUAACUUGUUUGCUAA